UUCUCUUCAUCAUUACCAAACUCAUCCUUCAGUACUUAAAUCUUUUCACAACACUUCCUCUUUUGUCAUAAUAAUACUAAUAAUCAUAUUAAUUACAUAACUGAAACAGAACACAAAAUGUCUUCGAUGGGAGCAAACUACGCACAACUACAAGUCAUGCAGAAGAAACAAAAGGAGAAGAUGAUGAUGAAGAAGAGACUGGAAAAGGAGAGACAUGGAGGGGUGGACAGUGGAGAAAGCGUCGGAGUUUCUUCUGCCGCCCCUGGAAAGAGUGGUACCAGAAUAUUUCCAGUCAAGUCUUCUCUGUCGGCAACUUAUGAAGAAGUAAGAAGGCAAGAUUGAAAGUGUGAGACGGUCUUGUGUUGUAUAAGUUAGACUUUGUGGUUUUGUGUGUUCUAUAAGUUUGACUUUGUGGCUUUGUGUGUGAUGUGAUACAAGUGCCAUCCUUUGCGUCUAGGUUUUAAGUUACGUAAUUUGUGUUACUUUGCUAAAUGUUAUUGUUGCCAAUUGUAUUAAAAACAUUGCAUUUUUCGUACAAUUCAAUCAACAUGUAAACUAUUUCUUUA
Messenger RNA from Brassica napus (rape), 566 nucleotides. RefSeq lists its product as uncharacterized. The coding region runs from base 118 to 342 and encodes 74 amino acids. NCBI's taxonomy places the organism in Eukaryota, Viridiplantae, Streptophyta, Magnoliopsida, Brassicales, Brassicaceae. The record is from RefSeq and is a predicted model, not a curated record. The transcript has a single exon.